This is a messenger RNA of Aspergillus melleus, 1110 nucleotides long. RefSeq lists its product as uncharacterized. The record is from RefSeq and is a predicted model, not a curated record. The transcript has a single exon. The coding region runs from base 1 to 1110 and encodes 369 amino acids. Lineage: Eukaryota; Fungi; Ascomycota; Eurotiomycetes; Eurotiales; Aspergillaceae.
AUGCGCAGCAAGGCCAAAGUACUCGCGCAGCUGGGCGGGAUCACCUGGAAACUCUCGCAGUUGCGGUUUGACAAGAUCGGCUCAUUAUUCGAAGAAAAUGGGUCUUUUGUGGUCAAGGGAUGUCUUUCUCGUGGCCACGUGCUACAUGAACGAUAUUCUUUGGAGAUCCCACGCGGUCCUUUCACUUCAGAAUUCGAUUUUUAUGAUAGUCUGGUUUCAGCUUUUUCAGAGCACUCGGAAAUCCUGCAGUUAUCACAUCACUGCUUCGUGGCAGCCGUCCCUUUAUACGACGACUACUCAUCCAGCGCGCAGUAUAGAAGUGCUGUGGAUCUAUGGAACGAUUUCGUGACAACUGGAGGUAAGAUUGACACAGCAGACAAUAGGCUGGACUAUAUAAUUGCAGGCGACGCUCUCCGUGAUAUGAUACCGAGACUUCAGCUGCCAGCUGUUAACCCGGACGCUUUCCCGCUGUGCCAUGCCGAUUUGAGUGUUAACAACAUCUACGUUGAUGAUGAGUAUAAUAUCACCUGCAUCAUCGAUUGGGCAUUUGCAUCGUCUAUUCCUGAGUCUAUGUUGCUAGCUACGCCAGAGUUACCGCAAUACCGCGACGAACUAAGCUCCGAGCUACAUGCACCCUUCAAAAAUGGCUUCAUUGCUGCUAUGCCCGGACACAUGGAAAGGUUGAUUCGCAAGUACUGUGAAUUACUUGAACAAGGUCAAGUUGUCGGAAAACUGAGCCGGCUCCUCAGUCUGGACUCUAUUGUGGAUGACGAUCUCUUCGCUACCAUAUGGCGCUCUGCAUAUGGCCCAGAAAAGGACAUGGGUCAAUACUUCUUACAAUGUCGGCGUUCGGCUCACUACAUUCAGCUCUAUAACGAGGUUCAAAUGGAAGACCAACCACUGUCGAAAAUCAGAAAAGAUGAAGAGAUUUAUUUUCGAAACAAGGAGUUCCGGGAAACAAUAGCUAGAAAGCUAACGCUCGUGUCUGAGUGGAAAACACAGUAUACCGCAAACAACCCGCCGAGACUUCGGAAAGAUAUGUUUGUCACGUCGUCAAAGUUAUGGAAAUGGAUCCAACGGUUCAUGGAAGACUGGGAAAACAUGUCUUGA